This is a messenger RNA of Aspergillus brunneoviolaceus CBS 621.78, 1410 nucleotides long. Its product is annotated as FAD-binding oxidoreductase. The transcript is spliced from 3 exons. Gene Ontology annotation, molecular function: FAD binding. NCBI's taxonomy places the organism in Eukaryota, Fungi, Ascomycota, Eurotiomycetes, Eurotiales, Aspergillaceae. The record is from RefSeq and is a predicted model, not a curated record. The annotation marks the transcript as partial.
UGCGCAGCCCUUAACACCAGCGAAAUUAGCAGCAGAAUAGCCUUCCCAGGCAGUGUUGCAUACAAAGAGUCCAUCCGUUCCUACUACUCCUUCAACGCCCGGCUACACCCUACCUGCAUUGUUCAACCUCUCUUGGCGCAAGAUGUUUCUGUUGCUGUUCGAACACUGACCACUUCGCAUGUUGGGCCUUGUUUCUUCGCCGUCCGUAGUGGUGGCCACACGCCGACUCCCGGCGCGGCAAACAUCGAGCCUGGAGUUACUAUUCAUCUCUCGUUGAUGAAUCAUACUACUUAUGGCCCCAGCACAGGCACUGCUUCAAUUCAAGCCGGAGCCCUCUGGGGCGUAGUGUACGAGACUUUGCUAGAGAGUAACGUCACAGUUGCGGGUGGCCGUGUAGGGCCCACCGGCGUCGGGGGCUUUCUGACCGGCGGAGGGCUUUCGUUAUACAACGCGCGUGUUGGUCUCAGCUGUGACAAUGUCCGAGGCUUCGAGGUGGUCUUGGCGAGCAGCGAGAUUGUCUAUGCUAAUUGGCACUCACAUCCCGACCUUUUCAAGGCCCUGAAGGGGGGCUCCAAUAACUUUGGCAUCGUGACUACGUUUGAUAUGGAUAGCCUGCCUGCGGAAGAUCUAUGGGGCGGCGCUCUUGUCUAUAAUAUCUCUCGCGCUCCGGAGUACAUCGCUGCCGCGACCGAUUUCACCGAUAAUAUCGCCACCGACCUUUAUGGCGCAUGGUAUGGCAUCUUCAAUUACAAUGCCACCACAGGUCGAACCGAUAUUGUCGCUACGUUGGCUUACACGAGACCCGUGAUGCGGCCUGCAGUGUUUCAGAAAUUCUAUCAGAUUCCUAACAUCACGGAUACGACCCGGAUCUCGACGAUUGUGGACCAGACCAGAUAUACUUAUACAUCUUAUCGCGUCGACGGUCAAACAAGCACUUAUCUCAACAGAGCCGACGUUAUCCGUCAAGCCGUCGAGACCCACUCAAAGCAGAUCCGGAGGGCAAAAUCUCGAGCCCGCAGCAAGGACUUUGGAAUUAUCUUAGUGGUGCAGCCCUGGGUCCCUCUUUUCUGGAAGGACAGCGAGGCGCGAGGAGGGAACGUGCUUGGAUUGGAACGUUUCCAUGAAAAUAUGCUCAGUGAGUUAUAUCGCCUUCUACCGCCCAUCAUCUCGUCCCGCUCCUGUCAUACCAUGUUAAUGCAUACUGAUCAUAUCGUUAUCAGUUAUGCCGGAGGCACCCAGGACCCGCUUCGUGGGUAUGGACCGGUCAAUGUGAGAUUCAUGCAGCAGGUGGCCAGAAAGUAUGAUCCCGAGGAAGUGUUCCAGCGUCUGGUCCCGGGCGGCUUCAAGCUCUCCCGAACUCUUGGACUGGGUUGAUUGGGGGUUUCUAGGAUCAGAAAUUGCUCAAACGAG